This is a messenger RNA of Dipodomys ordii (Ord's kangaroo rat), 4831 nucleotides long. RefSeq names its product vav 2 guanine nucleotide exchange factor (gene Vav2). Gene Ontology annotation, biological process: intracellular signal transduction; cell migration; regulation of GTPase activity. The transcript is spliced from 30 exons. Gene Ontology annotation, cellular component: cytoplasm. The record is from RefSeq and is a predicted model, not a curated record. Gene Ontology annotation, molecular function: guanyl-nucleotide exchange factor activity; protein binding. The coding region runs from base 15 to 2960 and encodes 981 amino acids. NCBI's taxonomy places the organism in Eukaryota, Metazoa, Chordata, Mammalia, Rodentia, Heteromyidae.
CAGAAAUAACACCAAUGCCCAGCCUGAGGGGCUGGAGGAGGGAUGCCAGGCCCAGACCGGGGAACUUCCCCAUCCACAUAUUCCUGUGUUUGAAGAAUAUACGCACCUUCCUCAAAGUCUGCCACGACAAGUUUGGACUAAGGAACAGUGAGCUGUUUGACCCCUUUGACCUCUUCGAUGUCCGAGACUUUGGAAAGGCUUUGGAGGCCACAGGCUGCCUGGGCCUUGACUGCCACUUCCUGCACUACCAGAGCUGCCGCUUUUGCCUACUGAUGGGAUGUUGCAGGGCUCAGCAGCGCUUGCUCCUGGCUGAGCUGCUGCUGGAGGGAGGCCGCGUCCCUGUUCCUGCUGCCCGCACCAUUACGUCAGUCUGGGCUUCAGGGCAAAACCCUUGCGACAAGGGCCUGCUCCUGUCAGCACGGGAAUGCUUCGACUGGAGGGGGGAUCUGUGUCACAUCCUGGGGCCCCCUCCGCCUUCCCGCUCGGACGAGUCCCCUGUGGCUGCCGUUGGUCUGCUGGCCAGGAGUGGAUCCUGGCUUCGGAUUGCUUCUCGGCUGAGAGCUGACCUGACAGUUCGGUCUGCUACUUGGCAGGAGGGUCAGCUCACCCCAGUGAUGGAGUCACGCAUCUUCAUUCUGGAGCCCCUCGAUGAGCAAGGACCUCACCAGACCGUGUCUCCUUCCCCUGAGAUCCUUGCAGCCCAGAGCUACAUGCCUGUGACACCUGCAGGUUUUGACAGCUUGGAGGCAGUUCAUUUGGUGGGGUCCUCCAGUGAGGAGAUGGUGGCCAAGACAGCCACAGAGGCGUCGGCUGCCCUCAGGCCUUUUCCCUCGGAGGAGACCGCGGAGAGCGAUGAUGACGUCUACCGCAGCCUGGAGGAGCUGGCCGACGAGCAUGACCUGGGGGAGGACAUCUACGACUGCGUGCCCUGCGAGGAUGACGGGGAUGACAUCUACGAGGACAUCAUCAAGGUGGAGGUACAGCAGCCCAUGAAAAUGGGCAUGACAGAGGAUGACAAGAGGAGCUGCUGCUUGCUGGAGAUUCAGGAGACAGAGGCCAAGUACUACCGGACCCUGGAGGACAUCGAGAAGAACUACAUGGGCCCCCUGCGGCUAGUGCUGAGCCCGGCGGACAUGGCGGCUAUCUUUAUCAACCUGGAGGACCUCAUCAAGGUACACCACAGCUUCCUGAGGGCCAUCGACGUGUCCAUGAUGGCGGGCGGUAGCACGCUGGCCAAGGUCUUCCUGGAGUUCAAGGAGAGGCUGCUGAUCUAUGGGGAGUACUGCAGCCGCAUGGAACACGCCCAGAGCACGCUGAACCAGCUCCUUGCCAGUCGGGAGGACUUCCGGCAGAAAGUGGAGGAGUGCACGCUGAAGGUCCAGGACGGCAAGUUCAAGCUGCAAGACCUGCUGGUGGUGCCCAUGCAGCGGGUGCUGAAGUACCACCUGCUGCUCAAGGAACUCCUGAGUCAUUCUACUGACCGGCCUGAGAGGCAGCAGCUGAAAGAAGCACUGGAGGCCAUGCAGGACUUGGCCAUGUACAUAAAUGAAGUGAAACGGGACAAAGAGACCUUGAAAAAGAUCAGCGAGUUCCAGAGUUCCAUUGAAAACCUGCAAGUGAAACUCGAGGAAUUUGGGAGGCCAAAGAUUGAUGGGGAACUGAAAGUCCGGUCCAUAGUCAACCACACCAAACAAGACAGGUACCUGUUCCUGUUCGACAAGGUGGUCAUCGUGUGUAAGAGGAAGGGCUACAGCUAUGAGCUGAAGGAGGUCAUCGAGCUGCUCUUCCACAAGGUGACCGACGACCCCAUGCACAACAAGGACAUCAAGAAGUGGUCCUACGGCUUCUACCUGAUCCACCUCCAAGGCAAGCAGGGCUUCCAGUUCUUCUGCAAGACGGAGGACAUGAAGAGGCGGUGGAUGGAGCAGUUCGAGAUGGCCAUGUCAAACAUCAAGCCGGACAAGGCCAAUGCCAACCAUCACAGCUUCCAGAUGUACACCUUUGACAAGACCACGAACUGCAAGGCCUGUAAGAUGUUCCUCAGGGGCACCUUCUACCAGGGCUACCUGUGCACCAGGUGUGGCGUUGGGGCGCACAAGGAGUGCUUGGAGGUCAUGCCCCCCUGCAAGUUCAGUUCCUCUGCAGACAUGGAAGCUUCCGGAGCGGGACCGGGUCCCAAGAUGGUGGCGGUGCAGAAUUACCACGGCAACCCUGCCCCACCCGGGAAGCCUGUGCUGACCUUCCAGACGGGGGACGUCAUCGAGCUGCAGCGGGGCGACCCGGAGUCACAGUGGUGGGAGGGCCGGCUGCUGCAGACCCGGAAGUCAGGGUACUUUCCCAGCACAUCGGUGAAGCCAUGUCCGGUAGAUGGGAGGCCGCCCAUGAGCCGGCCACCGUCCCGGGAGAUCGACUACACUGCCUACCCCUGGUUUGCAGGCAACAUGGAAAGACAGCAGACGGACAAUCUGCUCAAGUCCCACGCCAGCGGGACCUACCUCAUCCGGGAGCGGCCUGCGGAGGCCGAGCGCUUCGCCAUAAGUAUCAAGUUCAACGAGGAGGUGAAGCACAUCAAGGUGGUGGAGAAGGACAACUGGAUCCACAUCACCGAGGCCAAGAAGUUCGAGAGCCUCCUGGAGCUGGUGGAGUACUACCAGUGCCACUCGCUCAAGGAGAGCUUCAAACAGCUGGACACCACGCUCAAGUUCCCCUACAAGUCCCGGGAGCGGGCCGCCUCCAGGGUCUCCAGCCGGUCACCAGUGUUCACGCCCCGGGUCAUCGGCACCGCCGUGGCCAGGUACAACUUUGCAGCACGGGACAUGAGGGAGCUCUCGCUGCGGGAAGGGGAUGUGGUGAAGAUCUAUAGCCGCAUCGGAGGGGACCAGGGCUGGUGGAAAGGCGAGACGAAUGGACGGAUCGGCUGGUUUCCUUCAACUUAUGUGGAAGAGGAGGGCGUCCAGUGACGGCAGGAGCGGGGACAGGACUCGUGGAUCUUCUUGGGAGAGUCUCUCCAGCUCUGAAGUUCCUCCCUGGCUCUUCCGUGGCUCCCAGAGGAAAUGCCCACCUGCCUUCUGGUUGUCACCAGCCUUCAGGGACAGGGAGGGUGCUUUCCCAUCACUUGGCCUGGGUGGCCUGUCCCUGGGGACCCUCCUUGUACAUAGAGGAAAGCUGUGCUGGCCCCCGCCCCACCUCAAGGACAGGGGCUUCAGCAGCAGCACCAGCCGCCCGAGGGCGACAGCCACGGCGUGACCCUCAGGCUGAGAUGGUGCUCAGGAGCCUAGGGCUCAACAGCUGGUGUUCCUCGGAAGGCUGGGGGCAGCGGAGGGGCUGCCCCACCCAGUCGGCUCAGGCACUGGACUCAGCCGCCUGUCUUCUCUGCUGCUUUUGAGGGAUCUGGGCCUUGGGGGCAGAUGGGGCCAGUGUUAGGCCUCUUGCUGUAGUUCCGGCUCACUGGGGCAGCGCUGGGGUGUGGAGGAGAGCCCGUGGGUCCAGGUCUCGCUGCGUCCCAGGCAGGGCUGUCCCUCACCCCCUCGUGGCCCUUUGCGUAGCCCCUCUCCCGGCCCGGCCCUCCUUCCUGAUCCAUGGUACCUGCUCCUUGUUCACGGGGCCCCUCCUAAACCCCCGAACGUCUGUCCUGCUGCAGGGACAUGUCCUCCGGAGAGCCUGAGCUCGCAGGGCACCCCUCCGCUUGCCCGCCUCCCUCUUCAGGGGUCCCCCGGGGGGUGGGGAUUUCUUUCAUUUGCACGAGAGAUUUCGGUCUCCCAGGGACUCCUGCAGUGCGCAAGCUGAGCCUGUGGCCAACCUGAAAUAAGUGCUCUUGGGGUGCCUCCGCCCCGUCCCCUCGCCCUGCUCAUGUCUUCUGGCCUUUGACCUCAGACUGGCUUGGCCAGGCCCUAUUUUCUGUACGCUGACGUGGCAUAGACCCUAGCCACCCUGUCUCCCCGAGACAGGGUCCCCUUCUCCCUAGGGCCAGCUGUCCAACCCUGGCUGGGAAGGGGUAGCUGUGCUGAAGGGUGCACUGUGCUGGCCGAGGUCGGCCUUGUGGUCUCCAGCUUCCGCCUGCAGAGGUGUGGGGAGGGAGUGGGGAGGGUAGAGGAGCUAGGAGCUGGGCAGGGUCCUGCAAAGGCCCCCAAGUAAGGAGAAACAGGGAGCCCCAGUGGGUGGAGGGUUGGCCUGGAGGAGGAGGCACUCAGCCGUCGUGAGUUGGGCGCACCCAGCACUUUGCACAGGCCCUUCGCUCAGCCUGCCCAGCCUGGACCCAGGGUGGGGGGGACCCUGGCCCUCUGUGUUGAUGCCAGUGUCCUGUGCCAGCCUUGUGCUUGACCCUGGUUUGGGUUUGUUUUGCUGUGUUUUUUGUUUGACCUGUUCGUUUUCUAAGGGGAAGAAAGUCUGUAAUUAAUUCAUCCAAAUCUCCCGUUAUCUGUGAAUAAUAAGGAAGAGAUUUUAUAAUAGCAAGCAAAUGAUGUAUAUUUUAGUUGGUCUCAAAAUGAGUUGUGAUUAAUGAAAGACACUGGGGAAAAAUAAUGUAGAACCCUGUUUGUUUGUUUGUUUUUGUGUUGUGUUCAGAAGGUUGUGUUUGCUUUGGUUUGGGUUUUGCACUGUGCUGAGCAGGGUGGCAGCAGUCAGGCCGGGUCACGCGGGGCUGCGGCCCGCAGGAGGGGCCGAGGAGCGAGGCCCGGAGCGCCUGGGAGCAUGCCGGAGCCUGCACGUCAGGGAGGUGGGGCCCCAUAACCAGUGGAUACCCCAGAAAUGGAACAUUAACUGUACAGUCGCCAGUCGGUUCUUUUCCAGACCACGGUUUUUACUGCAAAUAAACCUAAACUCUUUCUUCAAA